CGGCACUGUCCCUGACCUUCCUGCACUACGUCAAAGGAAUCAUUCCCAUGCAAUUGCAGACCUCCAGAUGCGAGGAUGCCUGCAGUUAGCCAGGUGGCUGAGCGCAGCGCCGAAAUGCCCUGCUGCAAGCCUUCUCAAGCCGCCGAUCGGCCUGUCUAAUCCAGCCCGGUUUUUCACCUCUUCCGCCGCAUGGGCUUCGCGCUCCAGGGCACCCACCAGACAGCCCACCUCCGAUCUCGAAGCCAGAAUCGCCGACAUCCCCAUCGACCGAUAUCGCAAUUUUUGCAUCGUUGCACAUGUCGACCAUGGCAAAAGUACACUCUCCGACCGGCUGUUGGAACUCACCGGGACCAUCAAGCCGGGAAUGAACAAGCAGGUUUUGGACAAGCUCGAUGUCGAGCGUGAACGCGGUAUUACAGUCAAAGCACAAACAUGUACGAUGAUCUACAACCACAACGGCGAGGACUACCUGCUACAUCUCGUUGAUACGCCGGGGCACGUCGAUUUCCGUGCGGAGGUCUCGCGCAGUUAUGCCAGUUGUGGAGGAGCGCUGCUCUUGGUUGAUGCCAGCCAGGGUGUCCAGGCUCAAACGGUCGCCAACUUUUACCUCGCUUUCUCCCAGGGUCUGGAGCUGAUUCCGGUCAUCAACAAAGUGGACUUGCCGUCCGCCGACCCGGACCGCGCUCUUCAGCAGAUGGAACAUACCUUUGAACUCGACACGGACAGUGCUGUGCUGGUUUCGGCCAAGACGGGCCUGAACGUGCAACAAUUGCUCCCUACUGUGGUUGAGAAGAUCCCGGCUCCGAUUGGCGACUCCACGAAACCGUUGCGGAUGCUCCUCGUCGAUUCCUGGUACGAUUCUUACAAGGGUGUCAUCUGCUUGGUCCGCGUCUUCGAUGGCGAAGUUCGCGCAGGAGACCAGUUAGUGUCAUUUGCGACGGGAAUCAAAUACUUCGUGGGCGAAGUCGGCAUCAUGUACCCCAACGAGACGUCGCAGUCGGUCCUCCGUGCUGGUCAAGUUGGCUAUAUCUUCUUUAACCCGGGUAUGAAGCGAAGCAAGGAAGCCAAAAUCGGCGAUACCUAUACGAAAGUCGGGUUCGAGAAGGCUGUCGAGCCGCUUCCGGGCUUUGAGGAGCCCAAAGCGAUGGUUUUUGUGGCCGCUUAUCCAGUGGACGCUGAUCACUUUGAGCACCUGGAGGAUAGCAUCAACCAACUUUGCCUGAACGACAGAAGUAUCACGGUACAAAAGGAGUCGUCUCACGCCCUGGGCGCUGGUUUCCGGUUAGGUUUCUUGGGCACCCUGCAUUGCUCGGUCUUUGAGGACCGCCUGCGUCAGGAGCACGGUGCGAGCAUCAUCAUUACUCCCCCUUCCGUUCCUAUCAAGAUCAUUUGGAAAGACGGCAAGGAAGACAUUAUCUCCAACCCCGCCAAGUUUCCGGAAGAAGAAGAGGUCCGCUCCAAGGUCGCUGAGAUUCACGAGCCUUAUGUCGUGGCGACUUUGACCCUCCCUGACGAGUAUCUGGGAAAGGUCAUUGAACUCUGCGAGUCCCACCGCGGUGUGCAGAAGAGCCUCGAGUAUUUCACGUCUACUCAGGUCAUUCUCAAGUAUGAACUGCCUCUUGCCCAGUUGGUCGACGACUUUUUUGGGAAGCUCAAGGGAUCGACCAAAGGCUACGCCACCCUGGAUUACGAGGAGUCCGCCUGGCAACCGAGCAAUAUUGUCAAGUUGCAACUGUUGGUGAACAAGGCCCCGGUGGAUGCGGUCGCGCGGCUCGUCCAUUACAGCCAGGUCGAGCGAUUGGGCCGACAAUGGGUGACUAAGUUCAAGGAGCACGUUGACCGACAGCUCUUUGAGAUCAUCAUCCAAGCGGCGGUCGGCCGCAAGGUGGUGGCGCGUGAGACCAUCAAGCCGUAUCGGAAGGAUGUGCUGGCGAAGCUCCAUGCCAGUGAUGUCAGUCGGCGGAGGAAGCUGUUGGAGAAGCAGAAGGAGGGCCGGAAGAGACUCCGGGCGGUUGGAAACGUGUCACUGUCGCCUUGCCAUGAUCAUCAUUUGACCACGGCGAUGCAGCCUCCCGAAGGUGUGCAGGUCGACCUGGGCAAGGCCCAGGUCAUUGACCGCGUUCCUAAAGUUAUCAGCGAGUUGAAGUUUGGUGUUUUGUCCAACGAUGACAUUGUCAGCCAAGGUGUGGUGGAAGUUUCCGACCGGAAGUUCUUCGAUCUCGAUCAUGACCGAGCGGUGGUAGCCAACGGCCCUCUCGAUGCGCGCAUGGGUGUUUCGAACAAGACUUCAUCCUGUCAGACUUGUGGUGGCACUCUCCAGAUUUGCAAUGGGCACUUUGGUCAUGUCCGGCUGGUCUUACCGGCUUUCCACGUCGGUUAUUUCAAGCGGGUCAUCACCAUUCUGCAGGAAGUGUGCAAGGAAUGUUCGCGCAUUUUGCUCCCCGAAGCCGAUCGCCGCGCCUAUCUCCGCGAAAUGCGUCGUCCUGGAUUGGAUAAUUUGCGGCGGGGGCAGAUUGCGAAGCGGAUCAACGAGCGGUGCCGGAAGACCCGCAACUGUGAGGGCUGCGGUGCUGUGAACGGUGUGGUGAAGAAGGCUGGAACGAGCGCUCUCAAGAUUACCCACGACAAAUUCCGUGCGUUCAACGCCUCUACGUCAGUUAAGAAAGUCCCGCCGCCCAGCAAAAUCGUCUUCGACCGGUCCUUUGACGAAGCCCGGACGUCCAACGCGGAGGUGGAAAAACACUACAAGAAGGCUCAGGAUGAUAUGAAUGCUCUGCGCGUGUUGAAUCUGUUCAAGAAAAUCUCCGAUACGGAUUGUGAGCUGCUGGGUCUGAAUCCGAAGGAGGCCAGACCGGAGAUGUUCCUCUGGCAGUUCAUUCCCGCUCCCCCGGUGUGUAUUCGUCCUUCCGUCGGUCAGGAUGCGGCGUCCACCGAGGACGACUUGACCGCCAAGCUGGGAGACAUUGUCCAGAGCAACAUCAACCUGAAGAACGCCCUGCUCAAGGGUGCCCCGGUGCAGACCAUCAUGGAAUGCUGGGACUACAUGCAAUUGCAGAUUGCUGUGUACAUUAAUAGCGAUGUUCCGGGUCUCAACAAGGCCGACUUGGGGAAGCCCAUUCGAGGUUUCGUGCAGCGGUUGAAGGGUAAGCAGGGUCGAUUCCGCGGUAACUUGUCCGGAAAGCGUGUGGAUUUCUCCGGUCGUACUGUCAUUUCCCCCGACCCUAACCUGCGGGUCGAUGAGGUCGCGGUCCCCGAACUGGUGGCCAAGAACAUGACCUAUCCCGAGGUUGUUACGCGGUAUAAUAAGGAGAAGCUACAGCAGAGAGUGCGGAACGGCACGAAGAAGUGGCCGGGUGCAAACUACAUCAUGAAGAAGGGCCAGACCUUCAAGCUCUUCCUUAAGUAUGGUAACCUGAACAUGAUUGCCGACCAAUUGCAGGAGGGUGAUGUGAUUGAACGUCAUAUCGAGGACGGUGAUAUUGUUCUUUUCAACCGUCAGCCUUCGCUGCACAAGCUCAGUAUUCUGUCCCAUUUUGCCAAAGUCCGCCCCCACCGGACCUUCCGGUUGAACGAGUGUGUCUGUAACCCCUACAACGCCGAUUUCGACGGCGAUGAAAUGAACCUGCACGUGCCCCAGACGGAGGAGGCCAGGGCCGAGGCCAUGGAACUGAUGGGCGUCAAGAACAACUUGGCGACGCCCAAGAACGGAGAACCCAUUAUUUCCGCCAUUCAGGAUUUCAUCAGUGCCGCCUAUGUUCUGAGCAGCAAGGAUAACUUCUUCGAUCGUCGCUCGUUCACGCAGAUCUGUCUGUACAUGCUCGGCCCGCAGACCCGCUUCGAUCUCCCCCCGCCGGCCGUGCUCAAGCCGCAGAUGCUGUGGACCGGAAAGCAGGUCUUCAACAUCCUCAUGCGCCCGAACAAGAGCGACCCUGUCCUUGUCAACUUGGACGCGGCGUGCCGAGAGUUCAAGGCCCCCAAGGAUGGCCGGCCCCGAGACCUGGACCCGAAGGAUGCCUGGCUCGUCAUCCGAAACUCCGAAGUCAUGUGUGGUGUCAUGGACAAGUCCACCAUCGGUUCGGGAAAGAAAGACAAUGUGUUCUACAUUAUGCUGAGAGAUUACGGGCCCGUGGCGGCGGCCGAGGGUAUGAACCGCCUGUCCCGGUUGUCGGCCCGUUGGUUCACCAACAUGGGAUUCUCGAUUGGUAUCACCGAUGUUUAUCCCAGUGAGAAGCUUCUUCGUUCAAAGCACAAUCUGGUCGAAACGGCCUAUGCACAGUGUGACGAAGUCAUUGCCAAGUACAAGGCCGGCACCCUGGAGAAGUAUCCGGGUUGUGACGAGCUGCAGACAAUGGAGAACCAGCUGUCUGGUAUUCUCAGUAAGGUCCGUCAGCAGGCCGGUGACGAGUGUAUCGCCCAGCUGAGCAAGUACAACUCGCCCCUGAUCAUGGCCACGUCCGGAUCCAAGGGUUCGAGUAUCAACGUGUCGCAGAUGGUUGCCCUCGUCGGACAGCAGAUUAUCGGCGGUCAGCGUGUGCAGGACGGGUUCCAGGACCGUACCCUGCCUCACUUCCCCAAAAACGCGCGGCAGCCCCCAUCCAAGGGUUUCGUGCGCAACAGUUUCUUCUCCGGCCUCGAGCCGACGGAAUUCAUCUUCCACGCCAUGUCCGGUCGUGAAGGUCUGGUCGAUACGGCCGUCAAGACGGCCGAGACGGGUUACAUGUCGCGUCGUUUGAUGAAGUCUCUGGAGGAUCUCUCCACCCGAUACGACGACACGGUGCGCAACUCGUCAGCAGCGAUUGUGCAGUUCCAGUACGGUGAUGACAAGCUGGAUCCCUUGGAUAUGGAGGGUAAAGCCAAGCCGGUGCAUUUCGACCGGACCUUCAUUCACUCCGAGUCGACCACGUACAAGAAUGACGAACGGAGUUUGCUUCCGGGCGAGAUCAUGGACAUUUGCGAAGAGAUGCUGUCGAAGGAGCGCGCCAAGUUGGUGCGCAAGGAUCUGAUGGGCAACGAGCUCGGCUAUAUGGAUCGGUCCGACCAUGGAAUCGACCAGUUCGAGAGUGCGCGCGACUUCCUCGAGUCCAUCCAGCAAUACGUGGCCACGAAGGCGGACAAGCUGAUUUCCCGCGGUGGUGACAACAACGCCAAUGACGAGAGAAGUCAGCAGGGACUGAACCACACGGGCAAGUUGACCGAGCGGACGCUCCGCGCUUUCAUCUCGGCAUGCUUGUUGAAGUACAAGAAGGCGCAGGUCGAGGCUGGCCAUGCAGUGGGUGCCGUCGGUGCGCAGUCCAUCGGUGAACCGGGUACUCAGAUGACGUUGAAGACUUUCCACUUUGCUGGUGUCGCCGGUAUGAGUAUCACGCAGGGUGUGCCCCGUAUUAAGGAAAUUAUCAACGCGUCCAAGGAGAUCAGUACGCCUGUCGUGGCUUGCGAGCUAGUCACCAAGGACAACAUCAUCGCAGCGCGGAUCGUCAAGGGACGUAUCGAGAAGACGUACCUGCGGGACAUCAUCCACUAUGUGCGGGAGACGUGGACGGGCAAGGAGGCGUACAUCACGGUCAAGAUCAACUGGAAGACGAUCCAGGACCUGGCGCUCGAGCUGAAGAUCGAGAACAUCUUGGCGGCGAUCAAGAACCACAAACGGUUCAAGGCGGACGACCUGAAGUUCCGGUGCUCGCGGUCGCACAUCCAUGUGUACAUGGACGUGGACCCAUCGACCAAGGCCAACCUCUCCAAGACGGAGAUUGCGUCGACCAGCGCGGAUCCCUUCCUCCGGUUGAAGCACCUGAAGCGCAUGCUGCCGGACAUCCAAGUGCUGGGUCACCCGCAGGCGUUCCGGGCGAUUAUCCGGACAGACGAGACGUCGACGACCAACACGCUGCUGGUGGAAGGCUACGGGCUGCGGGAGUGUAUGACGACGCUGGGUGUGGAUGGGCUGCGCACGUCGACCAACAACGUGAUGGAGAUGCGCGAUGUGCUGGGUAUCGAGGCGGCGCGGACGACCAUUGUGCAGGAAAUCAGCGAGGUCAUGAAGGACAUGGACAUCGAUCCGCGUCACAUGCAGCUCCUGGCGGAUGUCAUGACAUACAAGGGUGAAGUGCUGGGUAUCACGCGAUUCGGUCUGGCGAAGAUGCGCGACUCGGUGCUGCAGCUGGCGUCGUUCGAGAAGACGGCGGACCAUCUGUUCGAUGCGGGUGGUGCGGGACGCAGCGAUCUGAUCGAGGGUGUGUCCGAAUGUAUCAUUAUGGGCAAGACGGUGUCGCUGGGAACGGGCGCGAUGGAGGUGGUGCGCAAGAUGAAUUUCUUCGAGGGGCAGAUUGGGGCGCGCAAGACGACGUUUGAGGAUACUUGGACGGAGGUAUACGAGGCGCCGUUGGAGCGGGCCAAAGCCCGGCGCAAGCGGGUGUAGGUUAGGUGUACAUGGAUACAAAAGGGUAAAAGCAUACCAGGCGUUUUCUUUGUUAGCGAGCUGUGAUGCAGCAAUACAUUUCACUAUCAAUUGAC
This is a messenger RNA of Aspergillus ibericus CBS 121593, 6507 nucleotides long. Its product is annotated as DNA-directed RNA polymerase III core subunit RPO31. Gene Ontology annotation, biological process: DNA-templated transcription. The record is from RefSeq and is a predicted model, not a curated record. The coding region runs from base 68 to 6412 and encodes 2114 amino acids. The transcript is spliced from 4 exons. NCBI's taxonomy places the organism in Eukaryota, Fungi, Ascomycota, Eurotiomycetes, Eurotiales, Aspergillaceae. Gene Ontology annotation, molecular function: DNA-directed RNA polymerase activity; DNA binding; GTP binding.